CUGGCGCUUCCCCUCCCACCUCACAAGAGUUCCGGGUUCUUUUCAGCCGAAAGCUUCUCUCUGCCGCCGCUCUAACACGACCAUGGCUCUUUUACUGGAUAACCAAUUCAACGACCUGCCUCCUGACAAGGUGAUAGACACAAAGUUGUUUUUGGAGGCUGUGUCUCAUAUUCCUUUAUUUUUUGACUGCUUGGGAGCAAACGUUUUUUCAAUCAUCAAGUCAGACAUUAAUGGCAACAUAACGAAAAUUAGAGCAGUGUAUAUGAAGGAUCCUGCAAAGUACGUCACCCUGCAGGACAUUGUGGAGGCAGAGCGAGUAGAACAUGCAGCAGAGUGGCCUAAAGUUGGAGCGACACUAGCUCUGAUGUGGCUGAAAAGGGGUCUCCGUUUCAUACAGAUCCUGCUGCAGAGUUUGGCAGAUGGAGAAAGAGAUGAGAACAACCCCAACCUAAUUCGGGUUAAUGUCACCAAAGCAUAUGAACAGGCGCUGAAGAAAUACCACGGCUGGAUUGUACAAAAGAUUUUCCAUGUAGCGUUACAUGCAGCUCCUUACAAAUCAAACUUCCUCAAGGCUCUGUCAAAAGGAGAGGAAGUGAAGGAGGAGGACUGUCUUGCAAAUGUGCGUCAGUUUUUGGUAAAUUACACUGCCACUGUAGAUGCCAUCUACGAGAUGUACACCAAUCUGAACGCAGAGCUGGACUACACGGUGUGACGUCCCGGGACAUCUGUGAAAUUCUCUCACGGGUCAGACGAGUCGACUUUUCAAAGGUGUUUUUAAUUGAAUUACAUUGUUUUCUGUCAGUGUGGUAUUUAUAAAUACUUUUAUCAUGCCUUUUAAAAAUGACUGCGUAAUAUUUGGUCUUAAAAUCAUGAAAAUGCCUUAGAUUGAAAAACAUAUCAAAGGGCUAUUUUUUUUUUUACAGCUCUUACUCUGCAGAAGGAUGUUAUCGUGUGCGUUUAUUUAUGACAAAAACAGGUGGAAUAUCACCUACUUUACAAGACUGCAAACACUGUAACAUGUCAUAAUAUUCGUUAAAACCUUACUUUUCAAAUGUUCUCUACCUCCUGAACCCUGUAGUCACCUCCACUGAUCACCUGGGAGCAGCCUUUGAAGUAAUGUCAAUUUAACAGCUCAUUUCAACUGUGCAUUAUUCCACUUGUGCCUUGGUGUUACUGCACUAAUACACUAAGCUAAGAAAACAAAUCUAGAUGUGUGCAAAUCCAUUUUACCUACAAAGAUAAAAUUUAGCAGAGCCAGACAUAUUUUAUCAGAGGGCUUAACCUGAUUGCAGUGUGUUCAUGUACAAUAGAAGGUGUGUAAGACCUUUGUUUGUAUUGUAUCUGUGGUUCUAUAGCCUAUCUUGUUCCUCUGUCAGAUCUGAUGUGACUUCUUUAAUCAGCAUAACAAUGUCAAACCAAAUGAUUCAUGUUAGCAGUACAUCACCCCACACGUGUAUUAAUAACUUAUAUCUGCAUUUUCUGUAUGAACAGGCUUGUUAUGAAGUAUGAUCAAACGUGUUCUAAUCACGAGAUUUUAAAGUAUGACUUAAAAUAAAAACACAAGUGUAACUA
This is a messenger RNA of Eleginops maclovinus (Patagonian blennie), 1572 nucleotides long. Its product is annotated as glycolipid transfer protein-like. Gene Ontology annotation, biological process: intermembrane lipid transfer; ER to Golgi ceramide transport. The record is from RefSeq and is a predicted model, not a curated record. The transcript is spliced from 5 exons. Gene Ontology annotation, cellular component: cytoplasm. Gene Ontology annotation, molecular function: lipid transfer activity. The coding region runs from base 83 to 712 and encodes 209 amino acids. NCBI's taxonomy places the organism in Eukaryota, Metazoa, Chordata, Actinopteri, Perciformes, Eleginopidae.